Messenger RNA from Pleuronectes platessa (European plaice), 3290 nucleotides. It is a transcript of the gene rap1gap2a, whose product is annotated as RAP1 GTPase activating protein 2a. Bases 427 to 2523 code for a protein of 698 amino acids. Lineage: Eukaryota; Metazoa; Chordata; Actinopteri; Pleuronectiformes; Pleuronectidae. The transcript is spliced from 24 exons. Gene Ontology annotation, biological process: activation of GTPase activity; regulation of small GTPase mediated signal transduction. Gene Ontology annotation, cellular component: plasma membrane; cytoplasm. The record is from RefSeq and is a predicted model, not a curated record. Gene Ontology annotation, molecular function: GTPase activator activity.
AGUGGCAAAGUGAGAAACAACAGGUCUGGAGAGGCAUUUGUGACAGCAGAAGUGAGUGAGACAAAGGUGGGGAAAAGGGAGGGGAAAUAGGCAAUAAAAAAAACUGAGAGAGAGAGAGAGAGAGAGAGAGAGAGAGAGAGAGAGAGAGAGAGUGGGAGGGAAGUAGGGAGACUUGGUCAGAGAGAGAUAGACAACGUGCAAGAGUACGUAGUAUAGAGAGAGAGAGAGACUGACAGCAGGACAAACAUUUCCCAGAGGAGAGAGUCUGGUUAGAAAGUUCAGUCUGACAAAAUGCUUAAAAGGAGGAGAAGUGUGUCAUUUGGUGGAUUUGGAUGGAUUGACAAGUCAACUUUAUCUGCCCUGAAAUCUCGCAGGAAGAAGAGGGAAAUGUGAAGAGCUGAAGGCCAAGGGAACACAGAUGGAUGGAUGCUUCACAAACUUUUGUGUCUGCAGGCCUGCAGGAAACAGGAGCAGCUGAACAUCUCCACUGUGCCUCUGGGAGAAUGUCCCCCCUCACCACCCCGCACUGCACCGCCCACCAUGAAGUCUGCGGAGUUCUUUGAUAUGCUGGAGAGAAUGCAGGAUGAUUAUAUCCCCUACCCACGGAUAGAAGCCAUCCUGGAGAAGGGUGGUCCGUACCCCCAGGUAAUCCUGCCACAGUUUGGGGGUUACUGGAUUGAGGAUGUGGAGGCACAAGCAGGGACCCCCUCCUCCUCGGAGUCUAGUUUCUGUGAGGAGGAGGACAGGGAAGAUGGCAUGAGCCCUGGUGGGGGGCAUAGUUACCGCCUGGAGUGUAACAGCACAGCCCGUGCCUACCGCAAACACUUCUUAGGCCAGGAACACAUGAACUACUACUGCACAGGCAGCAGCAUAGGGAACCUCAUCAUGUCCCUGAAACACGAGGAGGCAGAGGGACAGGAGUUCCUACGCAUCAUGCUCAGGUCGAGGACCAAAUCAGUCCAUGACAGGAUCUCUUUAGCAGGCAUCAACCAGCUGCCCAGUGUGCCUCAGAUUGCCAAGCUUCUGUGUGAAGAUGCCACAGGGCUGAAGUUCAACCCGGCCCUGUACCCUCGGGGAUCCCAGUUGAUUGUGGCUUUUGACGAACAUGAGGUGAACAACACCUUCAAAUUUGGAGUCAUCUACCAGAAGUUUGGGCAGACGUCAGAGGAAGAGUUGUUUGGGAACAACGAGGAGACACCAGCGUUCAAGGAGUUUCUCAGUAUCCUUGGCGACAACAUUGAUCUUCAGGACUUUAAAGGGUUUCGUGGUGGGCUGGAUGUGUCCCACGGACAGACGGGGUCUGAAUCUGUCUUCACCAUCUUCAGACAGAGAGAGAUUAUGUUCCAUGUGUCAACCAAGCUUCCCUUCACCGAGGGAGACGUCCAGCAGCUCCAGAGGAAAAGGCACAUAGGAAAUGACAUCGUGGCAGCAGUCUUCCAGGAAGAGCCCACACCUUUUGUCCCAGACAUGAUUGCCUCCAACUUCCUGCAUGCCUAUGUGCUGGUGCAGGUUGAGAACCCGUGUACAGAGCACACAACAUACAAGGUGUCUGUGACAGCGAGGGAGGACGUGCCUCCUUUUGGACCCCCUCUCCCGAACCCAGCUGUCUUCAAGAAGGGUCCUGAGUUCCGUGACUUCCUGCUGACAAAGCUGAUAAAUGCUGAAAACGCCUGCUACAAAUCCGACAAAUUCGCCAAACUAGAGGGGCGAACGCGAGCUGCGCUGCUGGACAACCUCCACGAUGAGCUGCACAGGCAGAGCCAGGCCACGCUGGGCCUGGGCCAGGCGGGAGAGGAGGACAAGCUGGAGAACGGGGGACAUGGGGGUCUGCUGGAGUCCUUCAAGAGAGCCAUGCGUGUCAGGAGCCACUCCAUGGAGACCAUGGUGGGGUCUCACCGCCAUCGGAGCCCUGGGGUAGGAGGCGGGGUCCCAGCCAGCCUGAGCGGCGGCGGUCUGCCGCAGAGCACCAGCGAAUGCACAAAGAGCACUUUCACUCCUCCCGUGUUGUCAGGCAAGUCUCCACUGAAGAGCCCGGUGAAACGGCGCUCAGGCCUCUUCCCUCGUCUCCACUCCAGCACAGAAACCCCCUCGGACAAACAUGCACGCGGCGAUCAAAAGCCUGCAGAGUUUUGCCCGCUGUCCCAAGAAGUGAGGUCAGAGACGUCGUCCAAUCCCAGCUCUCCUGAGAUAUGCACCAACAAAGAGAGGCCCUUCAUCAAGCUGAAGGAGUGCAGCGGCGGCAGGCCCAACAUAUCUCGCUCUUCAUCCAGCACCAGCAGCUUCAGCAGCACCACAGGAGAAACAGAGACUCUGGAGGAAUUGGACACAGGUAGUCACCCCUCGACAGCUGCCUCCUCUGCUUUCAGCCCCUCUCUCAGUGUCGACAGCCAGGGAUCAGGCACCCCUGUCAUCAUGUGCCGCAGUCCAACAGCUGCUGCAGAUGGAAAAAACAAGACGUCACCGAGGUCAAGCUUGAAGUUCCGCUUUGACAAAAUGAGCCACUCAUCUACAGCUUCCGAGUAGCAUCGCGGAAGGGAAACAAACAGACUUGCACAACAAAGGGACAACACAGGCUGAUGGAGCUGCAAAAAUAAUAAUAAUCUUUUUCUAGAAAAAUUAAGAAAUCACCACCACAACCACAUAAUCACUGUAGAUGCCUAAAGCCAAGGAUAAUCUGACAUUACUCCCAACUGCAACAAUACUGUGAGUGUACAGGGAGGAGGAACAGGUGAUUUAUUUUUCACCCAAUUUUAGCUGCAGAAAUUAGUCGAUGUUACAAGUCGGUGUAUCUCAGUUGCUAUUCGCUCUCAUCGUCUUAAAAGUCCCGGCAUGGCUGUAAUACUGUGAGCGUAGGCUGAGCUCCACUGUGCCUCAGCUUCUUCUCAAUCAUCUUAUUUGAUAGAAAGAUACAGAGAUCUGAACGUGAGACGUUAUGGCCGAACUGUUACUCUGUAUCCAGUGAACUGCUGAGAGGAUGAGAGGAUGUCUCAACAAGAUGUUGCUUUUGCCUUUGGCCUCGAAUGGUACUUCUGGCAUCAGUUCCUCAUUUGCCACACAGCAUACACUCACGGCACACUGCACACACACACAAACACACACACACACACACACACACACACACACACUCAGGCUACAUUGACACUACGUUUUCAUUUGAAACUGCAUCCUCUCUGCUACAGAUAAGUCUGGCGUCCAGAGAAUUUUCAAAUAGAGAAAACGCUGCUGGCCCGGUUUCAGUUUUAAAACUCCAGGGCUGCAUUUGGCCUUGACAGAAAUGGGGACGUUUAGAA